UUCUAGACGCUGCGCGCGCAUCUUUCCUUUCCACCUCCUCGUGAUACCGCGGGCGACUGUAAGGCCUAGCGUAUUUUGUGAAUUGUUUGUGAGACCCUGCCGCCAUGUCCAAACGCCACCGUUUGGACCUCGGAGAUGACUAUGUUCACAACAAGAAGCGUAGUGAAGGGAAAGAGAGAGAUCGCGAUAGAGAUGACCGCUCAAAGGAUCGAGACCGGGAUCGUGACAGAGAUCGAGAAAGGGAUAAAGAAAAGGAAAUCCGAUCUCCUCAAAACUCCCCUUUCAUAACAGCUGGUGGCUUACCAACAAUAAAACCAGCAGCGCUCCCACAAGGCAUUAAUCCAUUCACCAACUUGCCCCACACACCACGAUAUUAUGAUAUAUUGAAAAAGCGUCUUCAGCUUCCAGUCUGGGAGUAUAAAGAACGUUUUACAGAUAUUCUUGUAAGGAACCAGUCCUUUGUUUUGGUUGGAGAGACUGGUUCUGGCAAAACUACUCAGAUACCACAAUGGUGUGUUGAGUAUAUGAGAGCAUUGCCUGGACCCAAGCGAGGUGUUGCAUGUACCCAGCCCAGAAGAGUGGCUGCUAUGAGUGUGGCCCAAAGAGUUGCUGAUGAAAUGGAUGUGAUGUUGGGUCAAGAAGUGGGUUACUCUAUUCGAUUUGAAGACUGCAGCAGUGCAAAAACAAUCUUGAAGUACAUGACUGACGGUAUGUUACUACGUGAAGCCAUGAAUGAUCCCCUGCUGGAGCGAUAUGGUGUAGUAAUUCUUGAUGAGGCCCAUGAAAGGACUUUAGCUACUGAUAUUCUAAUGGGUGUUUUAAAGGAGGUUGUUAGGCAAAGAAAUGACUUAAAGAUGCAGUAA
Messenger RNA from Bombina bombina (fire-bellied toad), 863 nucleotides. RefSeq names its product ATP-dependent RNA helicase DHX15-like. Gene Ontology annotation, molecular function: RNA binding; RNA helicase activity; ATP binding. The record is from RefSeq and is a predicted model, not a curated record. The transcript is spliced from 5 exons. Lineage: Eukaryota; Metazoa; Chordata; Amphibia; Anura; Bombinatoridae. Bases 105 to 863 code for a protein of 252 amino acids. Gene Ontology annotation, cellular component: spliceosomal complex; intracellular anatomical structure.